Molecule: messenger RNA, 1972 nt
Organism: Brassica napus (rape)
Lineage: Eukaryota; Viridiplantae; Streptophyta; Magnoliopsida; Brassicales; Brassicaceae
Product: glutamate--cysteine ligase, chloroplastic
Exons: 15
Coding region: 234-1778 (514 amino acids)
Biological process (GO): modified amino acid biosynthetic process; glutathione biosynthetic process
Molecular function (GO): glutamate-cysteine ligase activity
Source: RefSeq, a predicted model, not a curated record
GUGCUCGAGAGAGAGAGAGAGAGUAAACAACACUUUCAUUUUUAUUUAUUAAUAUUAAUUAAUUUAUUUGACUCUCUCUCUCUCUCUCUCUCUCUCUCUCUCACAGACACUCUCAGUCGGAUAUAAAUGGAGACGAAGCCGAUGCGAAACUGCUGAAAAGCUUUGCCUAACAUCUCUUUUCUCCUCUUUCAAAUCGCCAUCAUCGUUGACGAAUUCAGGAAACGUAUAUACACAUGGCGCUCUUGUCUCAGGGAGGAGGGGCGUACACUGUUCCUUUUGGAACUCUAUGCUCAAAGACUAGUGCUAAAGCAGUUUCUGGUUGUGUAAAUGUGUUGAGAAUGAAAGAUUGCUCCUUCUCUAGGAGUCUUUCCACCAAAUCAAUGCUUGUUGAGAGGAGUAAGAGAGGGAAUCAUCAGUUGAUUGCUGCGGCUAGCCCUCCUACGGAUGAGGCUGCUGUUGUUGCAGCUGAGCCGCUGACGAGAGAGGAUCUCAUUGCCUAUCUCGCCUCUGGCUGCAAAUCUAAAGAUAAAUGGAGAAUAGGUACAGAACAUGAGAAGUUUGGUUUUGAGGUUAAUACGCUGCGCCCUAUGAAGUAUGAUCAGAUAGCCGAGCUGCUUAAUAGUAUCGCUGAGAGAUUUGAGUGGGAGAAAGUCAUGGAAGGUGACAAGAUCAUUGGUCUCAAGCAGGGGAAACAAAGCAUUUCACUUGAGCCUGGGGGUCAGUUUGAGCUUAGUGGUGCUCCUCUUGAGACUCUGCAUCAAACGUGUGCUGAAGUCAACUCACACCUUUAUCAGGUUAAAGCUGUGGCUGAGGAGAUGGGAAUUGGUUUCUUAGGAAUCGGUUUCCAGCCCAAAUGGCGUAGGGAGGAUAUACCCAUCAUGCCAAAGGGGAGAUACGAUAUAAUGAGAAACUACAUGCCUAAAGUUGGUUCCCUCGGACUUGAUAUGAUGCUUCGAACGUGUACUGUUCAGGUUAAUCUGGAUUUUAGCUCUGAAGCUGAUAUGAUCAGGAAGUUCCGUGCUGGUCUUGCGUUGCAACCUAUAGCAACGGCUUUGUUUGCAAAUUCCCCUUUUACCGAAGGAAAGCCAAACGGGUUUCUCAGCAUGAGAAGCCACAUAUGGACAGACACUGACAAGGACCGCACAGGAAUGCUACCGUUUGUUUUCGAUGACUCUUUCGGGUUUGAGCAGUAUGUUGACUACGCACUUGAUGUCCCUAUGUACUUUGCCUACAGAAACAAGAAAUACGUCGACUGUACUGGAAUGACAUUUCGGCAAUUUUUGGCUGGAAAGCUUCCUUGUCUCCCUGGGGAACUACCAACAUAUAAUGAUUGGGAAAAUCAUCUGACAACAAUAUUCCCAGAGGUCCGGUUGAAGAGAUACUUGGAGAUGAGAGGUGCUGAUGGAGGUCCCUGGAGGAGACUCUGCGCCCUUCCAGCUUUCUGGGUGGGUUUGUUAUAUGAUGAGGACGUUCUCCAAGCUGUAUUGGAUCUGAUAGCUGACUGGACUCCAGCAGAAAGAGAGAUGCUAAGGAACAAAGUUCCGGUGAGUGGUUUAAAGACUCCGUUUAGAGAUGGUUUGUUGAAGCAUGUCGCUGAAGAUGUCCUGAAACUCGCAAAGGAUGGUUUAGACCGUAGAGGCUACAAGGAAGCUGGUUUCUUGAACGCUGUCGCUGAAGUGGUCAGAACAGGAGUUACGCCGGCAGAGAAUCUCUUGGAAAUGUACAAUGGAGAAUGGGGACAAAGCGUAGAUCCUGUGUUCCAGGAACUGCUGUACUAAGGACCGGACUUCAAGGUGCGAGUUUAUGCUAUCUGAAGAACUCAGGUCUCAGGAAUAAGUGUUUUUUUUUUGUUGUAAUCGGAUUUGAAAACUGAUUUUGUUAUUAAAGAUUCGAAUCAUCGAAAAAGUCAGAAGAAAAUUAUCUGGUAUAAUUCACAACUUCCAACACAAUGAUAUGUGUUCUUUGGACUUAA